UACCUUUAAUGAUGAUACUAUAUAACCUUUGCAACUUUUUUCACUUAAGAUUGUCUUUGAGAUUUAUUCAUGUAAUUCAUGUAGUUUAUUCGUUUUAACUGUUGUAACAUGUAGGAGUCCGUUGUAUAAGUAAUAAUUUCACAUCCUUUGCAAUUAUGUUAUUUGUCAUCUUUCACAGUGAAUGCUGAAAGUUAUAACUUGUGCUCACAUUGGAGAUAUUUUUCUCCAACUGACACCCAAAACUGAAAAGAGCUCAGUCCCAAAGGUGAUCAGCCCAUGACCUAGACCUCUAGACAAAAUAAAGCAGGGAAAAUUUGCUAGAAUCAAGAAUGAUGGAUCCAUGUUCAGUUGGAGUCCAGCUUCGUACUACAAAUGAGUGCCAUAAAACAUACUAUACUCGUCACACAGGUUUUAAGACUUUGCAAGAAUUGUCAUCAAAUGAUAUGCUUUUACUUCAACUUAGAACUGGAAUGACACUUUCUGGGAACAAUACAAUUUGCUUUCAUCAUGUGAAAAUUUACAUUGACAGAUUUGAGGAUUUACAGAAGUCAUGUUGUGACCCAUUUAACAUACACAAAAAACUAGCAAAAAAGAAUUUGCAUGUAAUUGACUUAGAUGAUGCCACUUUUCUGAGUGCAAAAUUCGGAAGACAACUUGUACCUGGUUGGAAGCUUUGUCCAAAAUGCACACAGAUAAUCAACGGAAGUGUGGAUGUUGAUACUGAAGACCGCCAGAGAAGGAAACCUGAGUCAGAUGGAAGAACUGCGAAAGCUUUGAGGUCAUUACAAUUUACAAAUCCAGGAAGGCAAACUGAAUUUGCUCCAGAAACUGGUAAAAGAGAAAAAAGAAGGCUUACAAAAAAUGCAACCGCUGGUUCAGACAGACAGGUGAUACCAGCGAAGAGUAAGGUCUAUGAUAGCCAGGGGCUCCUCAUUUUUAGUGGGAUGGACCUCUGUGACUGCCUCGAUGAAGAUUGCUUAGGAUGUUUCUAUGCGUGUCCUGCCUGUGGUUCUACCAAAUGUGGAGCUGAAUGCCGCUGUGACCGCAAGUGGCUGUAUGAGCAAAUUGAAAUUGAAGGAGGAGAAAUAAUUCAUAAUAAACAUGCUGGAUAACCUGUGAUAUCAAACUA
This is a messenger RNA of Sapajus apella (tufted capuchin), 1129 nucleotides long. RefSeq names its product ADP ribosylation factor like GTPase 14 effector protein (gene ARL14EP). NCBI's taxonomy places the organism in Eukaryota, Metazoa, Chordata, Mammalia, Primates, Cebidae. The transcript has 4 exons. Bases 330 to 1112 code for a protein of 260 amino acids. Gene Ontology annotation, cellular component: intracellular membrane-bounded organelle. The record is from RefSeq and is a predicted model, not a curated record.